CAAGGCUACGCCGCAGACGGGCACGGCUCCGCUCGCUCUGUGGCUCUGGUUUCCUGGGGAAGUUCCGUGGCGGGAUCGAAGUGUGCAGGCGCAAGGAGAUAGGAAUGCCACUCGCUGUCCGAGUGUGCAAUCCGGAACGGCGCUCUUCGGAGCCAGUAGAGCACGCCGCUGUCCGCUGGCUGCUGCCAUGGAAGAAGCUGCGAGGGGCAAACGGACACACGUAUAAUCCCUGUACUUUCCCGGGUCCAGCCAGAGGCAGAAAAAGCAGAACCGUGUUCUAUGCUUCCAAGGUCCAGGGCCUUGGGAUCAGCGGCGCGGCGCUUGGGCCUGGUCGCGGCUCCAGCCCCCGCGCGCGCGUCCUCGGCUUCGGCAGCGCGGCGGCCGUGCCCGCCGUCCGACGGCGACGAGGCCGGGGAGGAUGAGCUUCUUCGGCCGCCCCACGGGCAGCCGCUGGAGGAGCGGCGGUGGCCUCGCCGCGGAGAGCAGCAGCAUCGGGUAAUGCUCCAACCAAUCGUCGAGGCGCCAUCAAUAAUUAACAAAACGACACGUACGUAUGGGGCAGAGGCGAACCCAACUACUCUACUGUUGCCACGCAACACGAUAUGGUUCGUAGACCAGACCCACCCGAUCGGUCGUUGGCUCGGUGCGCCCAAGACGCCAAGAGGUCAUGCUCGGUACUGCCCCACUGGCCACGGCAACCGGCCAACCACUCCAGCAACUUGGGAAUCCGACGGCCCUGAUCCCGCCACCGCGCGCCCGAUCCAACGGCGGAGGCGCCGUCCGCGGGAACACGCCCCUGCGGCCGCGCGCGCGGCGGAAACACCGAAGUUUCCAGCCCGCAAACAGUUGCCAUCGCCGUAAUUAAUCCCCCCCGUCCC
Molecule: messenger RNA, 878 nt
Organism: Panicum virgatum (switchgrass)
Lineage: Eukaryota; Viridiplantae; Streptophyta; Magnoliopsida; Poales; Poaceae
Exons: 4
Coding region: 280-861 (193 amino acids)
Source: RefSeq, a predicted model, not a curated record